Messenger RNA from Fusarium odoratissimum NRRL 54006, 3951 nucleotides. RefSeq lists its product as uncharacterized. Bases 199 to 507 code for a protein of 102 amino acids. The record is from RefSeq and is a predicted model, not a curated record. The transcript is spliced from 3 exons. Lineage: Eukaryota; Fungi; Ascomycota; Sordariomycetes; Hypocreales; Nectriaceae.
GCGUUUUUGACGUCUCACAUUUCAACUCAAAAGUUCGUAUAUGUCGGUCCAUAGGGUCGCAUUUCUGUCCGACCCGCUCCCCCUUCUCCCAGUCAUAUUUCGAAUCACACGCAUGCUCAUGCAGAGUGGGCGGUACCAGACUUUCGGGACCAGAUAACGUGUUUGUUGCUCGUACGUUGCGAGCAGAAGAGGCAGGUGAUGAUACGGCUCAUCAGCGUUGAGACAACCAUCCAUAACAGGUGUAGUGCCGUACAUAUCCGUCCGUCUGCAAUGGAUGGCGGCCCCCCCGCUGUGACAUGGCUCUCGCUAGGGUGUACCUUGCCAAUGCCCGGCUUGACAUUCAUUGCUCAAGCCCUGGCAGAAAGAUGUUUUCGAUUUGUUGCUAGGCUGAAUUUUAGCGUUGCCUUCCGUAGCCAGCACAGGCACAAGGCGACGCCCCCAAACCCCUCCCUCCUCUUUUCUUGGCAACCCAUCUCAUCUUGUCAUCUAUCGGGCGAUCAUCGUUAAUAAGGAACAAAACACACACCCUCGUCAGAAGCCAAUCUCGUGGGGUUCCGGAUGUUCCAUCCACCCAUCUUUUGUCCUGAUUGCGCAUGUCUACGGCCCGACGCUUCGACUUGUUUGCAUCACGGUCAAUUGCAGAGCAUGUCAUUCAGCGUCAACACACUCACCCAUGGCGCAGACCUGCGGCAUGCGCUGCGCAGUAACAAGAACAAGGGAUGUCCAAUUCCCCUCCAUACUGCUAUGGCACUUAUGUUCUGCUCGGCCGGGGUACGUACACUCCCAUACAUCAUCUUGUAACCGCAAUACUUGGAUACGCCCGCAACAAGCAGACCCGAUAUCUUCUUUUGGGUGUCAAUAGGAUUCUUUGCACCUCUGCCAAGUGAGCAGCUGAUUGUGGCUACCUAUUGUUCUUCACAUGGACCAAGUCCUAGCUCACAACUGUCAUGUCUCCAGCGUGCUCUAUUUGGUUUGCCAGCAUUGUUCUGUGCUCCCAAAACGACCAAAUCUACUAAGGCUAGCCGUCGGCUUUGCCGUUACGUGAAUAGCUAGAGCUUAUUUGCCUUAACUUUGUGUUAAAGGCGCCAAAACGUGUGCAGCUAUCGGCCGCCUCUGCACUAGGACAAACACUCGCCACAAAGUUCUAUUAUGGCUUUUAGCCUGUAUUUUCCUCAUACCACAGCCUACUGCUGUAUCAGCCCCCUUCUUGAUGCUGCGAGAGCCGAACACUUGGCCUACUCGGAGGAAAGCAAGACAGUCUCGAAUCAACUACCUUGUCCAACUUGAAGGGAACUUGUACCAGUCACUUCAUUGAUAUGCGUCACCGAUAGCUGCUUGCUCGCUGUAGCACGGGCUCCAUGUUGGCCUGGAACGUUAGCCUACUGGCAUGUCUCUCUCUACCAGUCACUGGCGAUGGGGACGCAGAAUCCCGGGCCGUUUGAUCAUUUCAACCAUCUUUCUUCUUACGUCUCUAUGCAUAUAGCAUGGAGUUACAGUGACGGUAUCGUUUUCCAGGGCCUGAAAUUCAAGAAGCACCAAAAGUACUCGGCAAAGACUCUUGAAAAUUACAAUGCAAUUCUUAACACCAAAUGGCCUCAACAACGUGAUCUAUUGUCUCUCUAUCAAGUCUAGGCCUCUAUAGAUAUAGGGUUCAUAAGGAACUGAGUCUAUCCACAUAUGUGACAAGUCUCCAGUUUCUUCUGACCAGGGGUUGAUUCAAGCCCUCGUUGGGAGCAGGAUCUUCCUCUUUAAUUUCAGGCUCUAAUAAGAGGGAAUUAUGGUACUGCAAUAAGCCAACUCAUGGAUUCAUGGGGCCUGUGCUCUGAAAGUGUGGUCAUGGUUGGCAUUUUCUCCAUCUCAAGAUGGUGUUUUUGAAAGGAAAUUGAAGGACGAGACGCCACUUUCGGAAUUGGCUGCGCACAGGCAGAAGAUGCAGCAGUUGCAAGCAACUAUGGUCAAGAGGAUAGAUCUUUCAGAGCGGUUUAGCGCGUGACUCCCGGCACUUGAAAACGCCGUCUAACGGCUUGCCGAGUCUUACAUUCUUUAGUGAAGCAAACUGCGUCUAACUGGGAUGGGCUGGGCUCAGAAUUGCUCUUUUACAGGCUGGAAGGCUUAUCCCAGCGCAGAUCGAUGGCGAGUUUCAUGAGCGGGCACAGGACGCAAGUCCUGGCUGGGGCUGGGAGGGGGCGUGUUGUUGGUUGUUGGUUGUGCCUCUGUUGGUUGUGUUUUCUCAGAGUCAGAGUCAGAAGAGAAUGACCGCCAGGGAUCAAAUUCGACGUGGUUCUUCCUCCCAGGGUCCGCUACAGCCCUAAAGAUGGUUCCGAUCUCCAGAUGCCCUUGUUUCUCGUCUAUGAACGCUCACUGUGCCGACUUGUCUCAUCGGCCGCUACCCUCAGCAUCCCUGCAAUGGAAUAUCGAUAGAGAAUCCAAGAUUGGAAAAGAAUAUCCGGAGCCGGCAUUGUUCAGUUUCUAGAAAGUUGGCUCAAGCAUUACCCGCAUUGCUUUACAUAGCCUACUGAGAGUGCCUUGCCGAACUGAAUUCAAAACAAACAAUAACGGCAUCAUUAUGAGUAAAUUUCCAGCCAACUCUUGUCGUCUGGGGGCGCUUAAUCCAGAUAUUUGGUUUGUCUUCUGCCGCGCACCAAGGCCCCCCGGCCGUUUCCGUUUCAUGCGGCCAUGGGUCUGCAGAACAGGCCAAACAGGGCAUUGCCGGCCUGAAAAUGCGGCCAUAUACUUUACUUGACGACAUAGGUCAUAUCAUCUCCGCUGCGAGGCGUUAUUCUGACUCUAUAGUCGAUGAAUGAAUUGCCUGAUUGCCGAGACUUUCUAAGCUCUGCGGAGAGACUCGAUGUACUGCUUUGACAAGGCGUUUUCGGGACAAUGCAAUGUUUCGAAUCACGAUGGUGGACAAGGAAUGUAUUCGUCUCAGCCUCUGAGGCAUGGCCGUUACCGACUCCAAGGGUUUAUCACUCAUGGAAUUCAUCCUCAAAGCCGGUGUCUAUUCAAUCGAUAUAUUAGCUACUAUUGACUUGAUGUCAUUGAUGCCCAAAACCGUCUCUUUUGCAUCCUUGAACCCAAAUUUUACCUUUUAAACGACAAGAGCACCACUGAAAACGCCACGGCAACUUCAUUUCCGAUGGAUGAGGAAUUCGGAAAUAAAGAGAAGGCAAACGGCUGUGGCGUAGAUUGUUCUAUUGUCCCUUGCUCUCUACCGGAAGUCGAAUCAGGAUCAUCACCACGCAACCAACAGACUCGUCGACGCUGGGAAACGCCAAAUUUGACCCAAAUUCGUGGCGAGGGAUCAGGGAUUCUACCAUGGCAUUCACUGUCCUCAAUCGUAUCGCCACACUAGCUCGAUGAUGGGGCAGAUGCAACUGAUGGCUGCGAAUCAACCUCCAAGAGCCGGGGUCCUGGGUUGAUGAGCUGCAUGCAUUUCCGGCGAUUGCCUCUCCAGGCUGACAUCGAUGAGUCGAGUCAGAUAUUGGUUCAAAGUUAAUUAAAUUGAUCUACAGGUACUGUUUGUUUGUUUGUUUGUUUGUUUGAAACAUCGUAGCAGGCAGAGGCAGAAGUGCAGCUCCAGCUCCAAUUCCCCUCCUCGUGCUUCGGCUUCUCGUCAUUGAACCCAGUCAUGGUGCCCCAUAGGGUUCUGAGAGUGAGUGAUUGAUCAGGGGGCACAUAAUGGUACGUGCCAUUGAGAGCAGAACGACAGAAUGCUCCGAUCCCUGUCUUCGCCCGCCCUGGACCUGGACCUGGACCUGGACCUGGUUGUUGCUGUCUGUCGCUUGUCAACGUCAAUGUCACCGUAACCUCAAUUAGACUCGGCUCACGGAUCAAGUCCCCGCGUCUCCGUUCCCCUGCAACCUCGCCUUCGCCAUGGUAUCCGUAUACGUUAUGAAUAUGAAAUGGCAUGGGUCAGAGACGACUUCUAACUCGCUUAGCCAAAUGCCUCGG